Mesorhabditis belari is the source of this 618-nucleotide messenger RNA. NCBI's taxonomy places the organism in Eukaryota, Metazoa, Nematoda, Chromadorea, Rhabditida, Rhabditidae. The record is from the annotation of a GenBank genome assembly.
AUGUCAAGGACCUUUUCCGCGUUGAAAGCCGAUUUCGAGAGGCAGUUGAACGAAACGAGGGAGAAAAAUGCUGAGGUCGAGAGGGAAUUGAGGUCCGAAAGCAUGGAGAUAAAGGCCGAAUUAGCAACGAAAAUAACCGAAUUGAGGGCUCAAAUGCAAUCUGAAAGGGAAAACAAAGCGGCCGAAAUCGCGAAGUUGCAGGCAGAUUUGAAUCGAACGACGAAUUUCUUGGGUCUGGAUGGCUGGUUGUAUUUGGCAAAAACCGCUUCUUGGUACAAGGUUAUCGAUCAAAUAAUGAGAUUUGAUGCAGCCGAGGCAUAUUGUGCGAGUCGAAAGGGCCAUCUAGUCUCCGUUCACAGUCAGGAGGAGAACGAUUUUGUUCAGGAACUCGCGAAAACUAUUGAUUCGAAGGCUUUGUUCUGGAUCGGACUGAAGAGAAAUCCGAACAAAGGAGAUGCUUUUGAAUGGACGGAUGGAAGUUCGGUGGAUUUCAAGAAUUGGUAUGGAAGUGAGCCGGAUUCGGACACCCACGCUUUGCUUUGGGGUGGCGAUGGGAAAUGGGGAGCCUUUCCUCCUACCAAUCCGUAUCGUUUUAUCUGCAAAACGAGCUCUCAAUUC